AUGGGCCCUGCUGGCAUUUCGUACCCUACGCUAAUUUCAACAAGCAACAAAUCGUUGAAUAAUUAUCUUGAAGCGGUUAAACUAUCUCCAUCCAAUUCUCUUAAUGGAAUUCGAACAACCGAAUCGGUUAGCUCGCAGACAACAAUUAGCACUUAUCGAAGUAGUGAAUAUUGCAGAGACAAAUAUACUUUUUCAGGCUUGAAGGUAUAUCUAAAGUCGAGAGACUCAAUGUAUGUUGAUAACAUAUAUUUUGGAAAUUCUACAAUUCUUAGCUCGAAACAAAAACAAAAUGCAGAUCUAGUUAAAAUAAAAGGCGGACACAAACAUAAAAUACAUCUUUCUAAGAGGAAAAAGAAUUCGGCUUCCGGGCGAAUAGAUCAGGGCAUUCUUGAUAUAGGUAGCAAUGAGAUGGAGGUGUUGAAGUACAUUGUACAGUAA
This is a messenger RNA of Brettanomyces bruxellensis, 438 nucleotides long. RefSeq lists its product as uncharacterized. The record is from RefSeq and is a predicted model, not a curated record. NCBI's taxonomy places the organism in Eukaryota, Fungi, Ascomycota, Pichiomycetes, Pichiales, Pichiaceae. The coding region runs from base 1 to 438 and encodes 145 amino acids. The transcript has a single exon.